AUAGAAAUAUUAUUCUUAACUUCGAUAUUAAGAAAAAAUAAUCUGAUUCAACCUUCAAAAAUGGUUGGGUUAGAGGCAGACUUGAACAAGGAUGACGAAUGUGAUAAUAUUGGUUUAGGAUGUGCAUUAGAGCAUUUCUCAGAGGUCGAAGAUGUGAUGAACAUGAUAGAUAAUUUGAAAAAUAUCUAUGACACCCCGCAGUUGGAAGUAGAUUAUGAUAAAUUGUACAGUAUUCUGAAGCAAUAUUAUGAGCAACCUCACCUACUUGAUCCACACUUGGAUAAGAUUUUAUCGAAGUUUAUUGCAUUGAUUAAGGAUAAAGAAUCUCCUACGGGAUUAAAACAUGCCACUUUCAAUUAUAUGUAUCAAAUUAUAAGAGUCAGGGGAUACAAAGUGGUUGUAAGGCACUUGCCUCAUGAGGUGUCAGAUCUUUUAACUGUUUUAACAUUCCUAGAAGCACAAGACCCAAUGGAUAAAGAAACAUGGCGUAGUAGACUUGUGUUGCUUCUGUGGCUCUCAAUUGUUGUUAUAAUUCCUUUUCAUAUGAGCAGAUUGGAUGGUUUUGCACCAGACCAACCAGGCACAGCUGAGUCAUGUAAAAAAUUAACUGUAAUGGAGAGAAUUUUCAACAUGUGCAAAUUAUACGCUUGUAGUAAGGAUUCCUGUGCUGAGGCUAGUGCAUAUUUGGCCUCUAAGUUUCUAACCAGGUCUGAUGUUAAAGAAGUUUAUUUAGGUGCUUUCUUUAACUGGGCUUGUGAUUUACAUUCCAAUUUGAAAGAUCAGGACACAAUACAUUAUGGUGUGUUAGCAGCAGUGGCUGCAGUACUCAAACAUGGGAAGAGAGAUGAUUUAUUACCCUACACACCAAAGUUACUUCAGUGGGUCACGGAUCAGAAUUACAAACAUCACAGUGCCAUGCUCGUUAGAAAGUAUGGAGUUAAAAUUGUGCAAAGAAUUGGAUUAACAUUUCUGCGGCCUCGCGUAGCAUCUUUUCGGUACACGCAGGGCUCAAGGUCCCUUGCAGUAACUCUUGGAGGAGUCGCGGCGGCCGGGGACACCGAACCCGUAGCCGCCCCGCCUGAUGAUGAUGACCAAGAUAUACCACAGGAGGUUGAAGAAGUAGUGGAACUACUAUUGUGUUCUUUGCGUGACGACGACACAGUUGUGCGUUGGUCAGCAGCUAAGGGUGUGGGCAGGAUAGGAGCGCGCCUGCCCGCGCUCGCCGCCGCCGACGUGUGCGAGAUUGUUCUCACGCUUUUUGCUGAGAACGAACGAGAGACGGCAUGGCAUGGCGGAUGCAUGGCCUUGGCUGAAUUGGCUCGUCGCGGGUUGCUGUCCCCUAUGCAGCUGAGCGGUGCGGCGCGGUGCGUGGUGGCAGCUCUGGCGCGGGACGAGGCGCGUACAGCGGGCGGGGCGGGGGGCCGUGCGGCGCGCGACGCGGCAUGUCACGCCGCAUGGGCAUUCGCACGCGCCUACGACGCCGCCGCGCUCGCACCGCACGCCACCGCCCUCGCCAACGCACUCAUUGCGACUGCCUGCUUCGAUAGAGAGAUCAACUGCCGUCGUGCGGCAUCCGCAGCGUACCAAGAGAACGUGGGUCGUCACGGCAUGUUCCCGCACGGCAUUGACGUGCUGACCACCGCGGACUUCCACUCUGUGGGUCCGCGGAACAACGCGUACUUGGUGAUAGCGCCGCAGAUCGCCAGCUACCCGGAGUACACGCGGCCGCUUGUCGAUCACGUGGUCGAUCUCAAGAUAGAGCAUUGGGACUACGCGAUACGAGAGCUAGCGGCUCAGGCACUUAAUAAACUCACUGAUAAGAUUCCAGAGUAUGUAGCAACGGAAGUUCUUCCUAAAUUGGUGACUAAAACUGGUUCCAUUGAUUUGAACGUACGUCAUGGUGCCAUCCUUGGUAUUGGUGAAGCCAUCCUAGCUUUAUCAAAGACUAAAUUAUCAGAUGGUAAGAUGGCGGACAGUUUGAUAUCGGAGGAGAUCUGGCAGUCUGUACGGGAGCUGGUGGGCAGGCUGCGCGUGCGCCAGCAGUUCCGCGGCCUGGGCGGCGAGCUGAUGCGCCAGGCCUGCUGCCGGUGCAUCGCGCGACUGUCGCAGGCCGCCGCGCCCUGCCAUCACCAUCCCGAUAUUAUCGAUGAAUGGCUCGACCUGAUAGAAGAAUGUUUGGGUCAUGAGGUGCAAGUCAUCCGCGAGAAGGCAAUCCAGGCGCUUCCUGUGGUAUUCGAGCAGUACUUGUCGGACGACAGCUCGCGACAGAAACGGGCAGAGCUUAUGCAGAAGUACUGUCACCAGCUGGCCAGCACUAGUGCUAACGGACUGCUGCUCAGGAUGGGCUAUUCAAGGGCUAUAGGUGCUUUGCCGAAGUUUGUGCUGAGCGAACAUCUGCCGCUGGUGAUUCGUUCACUGAUUGAGUGUACGAGAGUGACGGAGGCGACACAGAAGUGGGCGGAGUCUCGACGUGACGCUGUCAUAGGUCUGACAGAGGUGUGUCACACGCAGGGCAUAGUGGGCGGCGUCGAGAAAUACGUGGAAGAGAUCAUAGACGCGCUACUGGCUUGUCUAUCGGAGUAUACUAUUGAUAUGAGAGGCGAUAUCGGUGCUUGGGUGAGAGAAGCGAGUAUGACUGGUCUGCUGUCUCUGUGCCGCGCGUGCGCAGUGGAGGCGCCGCAGUUGAACAGCGCGCGCGCAGUUUGCGCAGCGAUGCGCGGCGCUGCGCAGCAGGCAGUAGAGAAGAUCGAUCGCACGCGCGCGCACGCCGGCAGGAUAUUCACCGCCUUCAUAUACAAUGAUCCGAUCAUCAGCAACAUCCCUCACCACGAGGCGUUAAAGCGCAUCUUUCCAUACGACGAGGUGGAGCUGAGGGGGGGCGGUGAGGAGGCUGAGAGCGGAGAGCACGCGGUGGUGAGCGAGAACUCUAACGUGGUGCUGUGGCUGUUCCCGGGACACACGAUGCCGCGCUUCGUGCAGCUGCUGCAGUACCCAGAGUACAGGUACAGCGUGCUCAAAGGAUUGGUGGUCAGCGCCGGGGAGCUCACUGAGAGUCUGGUGAAACACACGACACAAUCUCUAUACUCGUACUUGCACACAUUGCACGACGACUUGCCGACGCUACGCAGUGUGUGCGACACGAUCGUGCAAGUGUUCGCGGACAAUUUGCACGUCAAGCGAAUCACCGGGCCAAUGUUCAACUUCCUCGAUAGACUGCUCAGUUCAGGUGCCAUAUCACCAAUACUAGAUGACCCGGAGUCGACGUUCGCAGCGGACGUAUUGAAAUACUUACAACUGGAGCUGCGCGGAGGAAAAAAUAUUUACAAGCUGUUGGACUCUAUAAAUGUUUUGUGUCAAUUGAUACAGGUUGGCGGUACAGUAUGCAGCAAGGCACUGGGCCAGCUCGUCAUCUACUUGUGCUACGCGGACCGCUAUGUGCGCCGCUGCGCCGCCGCAAGACUCUAUGAGGCGCUAACUUUGUACGGUGACACUUGCACUGCGGCGCAACACAACCUCGACCAGGUGAUGACUAUUUUAGCCGAAACGGAUUGGGAAAGAGAUGUCGCGGAACUGAGACCGAUAAGGAAUGAUAUUUGUGAUCUAAUGGACAUCAAGAGGCCCGUCCUCAAGCAAAAGGCGCCUUAAAUGCAAUGGCAUUAAGAACUGGAUUAGCUUACAGCACAAUAAAGUGCGCUUUUUCGCUUUAACACGACUCGAACGCAAACAUUAACACGGAGUCAGUAUUUAUGCUUUAAUUUUGUUUCACUGAAAAUUAUAUGAUUUCUUUGUUUAUGUAUUAACAAAAUAUUGAUUAAUAAUGAAACAGCAUAAUAUGGAAACAGCACAUAGCUCGCAAUUAA
Papilio machaon (common yellow swallowtail) is the source of this 3860-nucleotide messenger RNA. It is a transcript of the gene TBCD, whose product is annotated as tubulin-specific chaperone D. Gene Ontology annotation, cellular component: lateral plasma membrane. The coding region runs from base 61 to 3645 and encodes 1194 amino acids. The record is from RefSeq and is a predicted model, not a curated record. Gene Ontology annotation, molecular function: GTPase activator activity; beta-tubulin binding. NCBI's taxonomy places the organism in Eukaryota, Metazoa, Arthropoda, Insecta, Lepidoptera, Papilionidae. The transcript has 18 exons. Gene Ontology annotation, biological process: bicellular tight junction assembly; microtubule cytoskeleton organization; tubulin complex assembly.